CUGGGCAUGGUGGUGGGAAUCCGUAAUCCCAGCUACUCAUGAGGCUGAGGCCGGAAGAUCACUUGAACCCAGGAGGGAGAGGUUGUGGUGAGCCAAGAUUGCACUACUGCACUCCAGCCUGGGCAACAAGAGCAAAACUCUGACACAAAAAUAAUAAAAGACGGCUAGGUGCUUCGGGAACCAUGGCUUAGGUGCAGACAUGGCCAAGUCCAAGAACCACACCACACACAACCAGUCUCGAAAAUGGCAUAGAAAUGGCAUCAAGAAACCCCGAUCACAAAGAUACGAAUCUCUUAAGGGGGUGGACCCCAAGUUCCUGAGGAACAUGCACUUUGCCAAAAAGCACAACAAGAAGGGCCUAAAGAAGACACAGGCCAACAAUGCCAAGGCGAUGAGUGCACGUGCCGAGGCCAUCAAGGCCCUUGUAAAGCCCAAGGAGGUUAAGCCCAAGAUGCCAAAGGGUGUCAGCCACAAGCUCCAUCGACUUGCCUGCAUUGCCCACCCUAAGCUUGGGAAGGGGCUCAGGCUCUGCCGGCCAAAGGUCAAGGCCAAGGCCAAGGAUCAAACCAAGGCCCAGGCUGCAGCUCCAGCUUCAGUUCCAGCUCAGGCUCCCAAAGGUGCCCAGGCCCCUACAAAGGCUUCAGAGUAGACAUCUCUGUCUGCCAACGUGAGGACAGAAGGACUGGUGGGACCCCCCAGGACUGCCAUCUGCAUGGGGCUGGGGUCCUCCUAUGCUAUUUGUACAAAUAAACCUGAGGCAGGAAAAA
Messenger RNA from Callithrix jacchus (white-tufted-ear marmoset), 767 nucleotides. Its product is annotated as large ribosomal subunit protein eL29-like. Gene Ontology annotation, cellular component: ribosome; cytosolic large ribosomal subunit. Gene Ontology annotation, molecular function: structural constituent of ribosome. The record is from RefSeq and is a predicted model, not a curated record. NCBI's taxonomy places the organism in Eukaryota, Metazoa, Chordata, Mammalia, Primates, Cebidae. Gene Ontology annotation, biological process: cytoplasmic translation.